AUGGCGCUAAUCGGUUUAAUACCGCACAGCCAGUCCUUCAGCAACUUGCGCAAAUUGUCGUCAAAGCGCUUGAGGAAAAAGAGGAGAAGUCAAUCCGUCACCGACCCGAACAACCUAAGCCACAUGAGCGAUCAAAUUGAAAUUUCGAUUCGGAUAAGGGACCUGCACUCGGCACCGAGUAGUAAUGAAAGCCGCUUCGUCUGUGUAGUGUACGAGAACGACUCGGAUAAUGAGGAUCGAUGGAACUUGGUCGGUUGCUCGAAGCCCGUGACACGCCAGGGCGGGACAUUGAAAUUCCGGGACAAAUUCCCGCUACGCUAUGUCUUCGAAAAGUACCAGCUGAUUCGAGUCAAUAUAUGCUCCUAUAAUGUGCGCAGCUCGCCGACACGACUAUUGCACAAAUCGGUUGGGGCUUGCAUUUUCAAGCUCGAUGAGCUGACCGGCUCCUUUGGACUGCAACUGCGUAAGGCGCUCCACCACGAGGUCUCGAUUGGUACCGCGAUGAAUGCACAUCGCUGUCUGCCAAAUCUCGUCGGUGCCAUCAUGAUUACCGGAUGUAUCCCUGACAAGGAGCAGCCAAUCGUCAUCCAGUUUUGCGGAAAGAGCCUUGAGAAGAAGGACUUCAUCUGGGACGAAACCGCCGUCUUCUUUCGUGUGUAUCGAAUCGAAGAAGACCCGUUUGGUGAAGAUGACGAUGUUCGCGUGCAGCUCUAUGAGAGUGAAGCACUAAAAAACCAUUCGCACCCGCAAUGGAAAGCCUUUUCUUUGCCGACACGCGAGGUGGCUGAUGACCGAAACAGACUCCUGGAGGUUUGGGUGUACUACCGCGACGUGGACGGCACAGAAGCAGCAAUCGGGAAAUUUCUGACGACCUACGCAAAGAUGAAGUACGGCGCUGGUCCUGACAACGUUUACAACGUUAUUAAUGAAAAUAAAAAACAGCAGAAGAAGAAAUACGACAACAGUGGGCGCUUAGAACUGACAAAAUUCACGGAUGUCUCCUUCUAUAGUUUUUUGGACUACAUUGUCAGCGGGACCCAGCUUCACUUCGAAAUUUCGGUCGACUUCUCCGGGCACCAGGGUUUCUCCGAAAGCCAGAGAGCCAAGUACGACGCAGAUUUCCUACUGGCCAUGCGAGCAAUUGGCGAGAUCAUCCGCGACUAUAGCCCUAACCGACUGUUUCCGGCAUUUGGAUUUGGUGCAAAGCUGCCGCCCAUCUAUCAGGAGUCGCACGAGUUUUGUCUGAAUUUUUCUGUGGAUCCUGCUUGUCGCGGGUUGGACGGUAUUGCGGAAGCUUACCGCAGUGCCUCUGCGCUUGUACGCUCGGCUGAUUCCGCUUGCUACGCUCCAGUAAUAAAUUAUGUAAAUAGAAUCGCCCAGAAAAACGCGUCGGGUCUACAUUAUCACAUUUUGGUCAUUUUUACUACGGGUCGCACCAUUGAUGACUACAAA
This is a messenger RNA of Mesorhabditis spiculigera, 1452 nucleotides long. Lineage: Eukaryota; Metazoa; Nematoda; Chromadorea; Rhabditida; Rhabditidae. The record is from the annotation of a GenBank genome assembly.